Molecule: messenger RNA, 1436 nt
Organism: Drosophila ficusphila
Lineage: Eukaryota; Metazoa; Arthropoda; Insecta; Diptera; Drosophilidae
Exons: 1
Coding region: 725-1297 (190 amino acids)
Source: RefSeq, a predicted model, not a curated record
AAGUAAUAGCUAAAACUGCACCUAUGCCUCAGCACAAAACCACUUUGGAACUUAGUUCAUAAUAAUAAAAUAUUAGUUUUUAUUAAGUUGUAAUUUUGCUAAGAUUGGGUUAGGGUUGUAAAUGCUCCAAGUCCGCUCCUGUUCUUUUAUUUUUCUUGCCACUUUACUUGCAACAUGCACUAAUGCUCAGCGGCACGUCCCAGUGUCUUUAUCAUAUAAACGGUGCGAUUUAAAUUAAUAAUUAAAGCGGGCUUGUAGUUGUGGUUCCCGGUUUCGGUCUGUGUCUGUGGUCUUUGGGCCAUCUGCCGCCAGCAGGUGGAUGCGAGUGGAUUAAGCUGCCCACCCCUGAUGCCAUAAAUCAACGGAUACAUCGGGCUCGGUGCCCAGCCAGAUAACAAGUUGUCCGGCGAGGUUCAUGGCAUCUCAGCGAGCCGCCGACCAAAAGCUUUAAUGGCUUCAUUGCAACACGGACACCAUGGACGAUCUAUGGACGGCACCAUAGCUCGACUGUGUGUCUAUUGCGUCUAAAAGGUAGCAUUUUGGUGCAUUGCCUCGUUUUCUCAACUCCGGCUAGCUCUGCCCCGUUUGUCAGACAAGUGCCACUGAAACGGGGCUAAAUCGAGUUGACAACUCCAAAUUUGCUGUUUCCGCAGACGAGGCAGUUAGGUCAGAGGGCGACUACGCCAAAAAAAAAGCAGUUAAGGGGCAAGGACCUGAGCAAGAGAUGCUGCUGAUGGACGCCCUGUUCAACAGCCUGCUGGCAGUUAGCUCCGGCUACGCGAUGUACACACUCCACCCCCUCGAAACGCCCUACGGCUACGCGACAGCGGCCUUGAGCCUGGUCCACGGAAUCCUGGGGGUAGUGCGGGCGGCGGGGAACGAUGACGACGAGUGCAACCGAGUUCGGAUGGUGACCUCGGGAAUCAUGGAGAUUGUGCCGCUGCCCCUGGCCAACAUUGAGCUUUACCUGCGGUCCGCCAAUCCAAGCCUGGCCUUCGCCCACGGCUGCUUCAUCGUGCCCCUGGUCUACGACCUGAUGGCCAAGAUGGGCGAAAACGAGGACGCCUCCACGGAAACGCUGAAGGAACUGACGCUGCUGGGCAACGUGGUUUCCAUGCUCUUCCUGGGAGUCAACCAAUCCAGCAAUCUCUGCGGUGGCUUGGCGGCCGUCGCCUUCGCAGCCCGCUACGGAUCCGUCAUCCUCGACUAUUAUUGGGAGGGACUGGGCGCCGACUUCACCCUCUUGGCCCACUCCGUGUUCGUCGUCCUGAUGACUCUGGCGCUCUCGGCCAAGUGACGACAACCCCCGAGGUAUAUCUCUCCUUAUCCAAGGCCAGCCGUUCGUUGGCCGCCCAGCUCAAUAAAACUGCAAUUAAUGUUGGCAAAUUAAAAUGCAAAAAUAAACAUUAAUUGUUUUGUCACGCUCGACCGAAAAA